AGAAGAAAAAAAUGAAGAAAUAAACUGUUUAUACAAUUGCGUACCAGGGGGAGGAAAGAAGACGAUGGGCUAAAGAAAAGAAGAAAGAAGAAAGGAAAUUGGAAACCUAAAUUGUAAAUUGUGUGAGUGAGAAGAAGAUAGGGUGAAAGAAUGAAGAUGGUGAGUUACAACGUGAAUGGCCUGAGACAGCGCAUAUCGCAGUUCGGGUCGCUCCGGAAUCUGCUAAAUUCAUUCGACGCCGACAUCCUUUGUUUUCAGGAGACCAAACUUCGGAGACAGGAACUUACGGCGGACUUGAUCAUGGCGGACGGUUACGAAUCCUUCUUUUCCUGCACCCGCACCUCCCAGAAGGGUCGAACUGGCUAUUCCGGCGUUAUUACGUUUUGUCGUGUAAAAUCAGCAUUUUCUAGUAAUGAAGUGGCAUUGCCACUAGCAGCAGAGGAAGGCUUUACUGGACUUCUGGAAAACUCUCAAACUAGCAAAGAUGAAUUGCCGUUCAUGACAGAUGAUCUAAAGGAAUUUUCAAAAGAUGAGCUUAUAAGUCUUGAUAGUGAGGGGCGAUGCAUUAUCACGGAUCACACUCACUUUGUUCUUUUCAAUGUGUAUGGGCCUCGAGCUGCAAGUGAUGACACCGAGAGGAUUCAGUUUAAGCAAAAAUUUUACAGCGUAUUACAGAAAAGAUGGGAGUCUCUCCUGCAUCAAGGAAGGAGAAUAUGUGUUGUUGGUGAUCUCAAUAUUGCCCCAUUUGCAAUUGAUCGAUGUGAUGCAGGAGCUGAUUUUGAAAAUAAUGAAUUUAGAAAAUGGUUCAAAUCAAUGUUAAUUGAAAACGGCGGUCAAUUUUGUGAUGCCUUCAGAGCUAAACAUCCUGACAGAAGGGAAGCAUACACCUGUUGGUCGCAAAGUACAGGUGCUGAAGUAUUCAACUUUGGGAGUAGAAUUGACCAUAUACUGUUUUCUGGUUCAUGCCUACAUGAAUCAGAUGACCUGCAAUGGCAUAGUUUUGUAAGAUGUCAUGUCAAGGAAUGUGACAUUCUGACACAGUACAAACGGUGUAAGCCUGAAAGCACUCCGAGUGCCCAUAGGUGGAAGGAAGGGCGCAGCAUUAAACUGGAAGGAUCUGAUCAUGCUCCAGUUUUUGUGUCUUUACAUGAAAUUUCUGAGGUCUCUCUGCACAGUACUCCUUCCUUAUCUGCUAGAUAUGUUCCCAUGGUUCACGGCAUACAACAAACUCUGGUGUCAGUGUUGAUGAAAAGGAAAGUUUCUGAACAAAUUAAAUCAUGCAAGAUGGCACAUGAAGACAUUGCAAUCCAUAGUACUUAUGAGGGAGAAGAACCAGUUAACAGAGCUGCUUCAUCUGCAACCAGUCCAAAUGAAUGUCGAAUUCUUCCAAGACAAGUUUAUAAAGGUAGCAUUUUGAAACCAAAUGAACUUUCCGGAGGCUCUUCUCAGGAGGCUGUUUCUAAAUCAGUGAAUGAAAGUGAAAAAUCAAUAAUGCACAAGUGUAAAAAACCCAACAAAAAAGCUAGAAAUAGUCAAUGGUCCCAGCUCUCACUUCGGUCAUUUUUCCAGAGAAGUACAAAUCUUGACAAUGACAUCAAUGGCUCCUCGUAUACUGAUUGCUCAAUUAGUCAGGAUGAACCUUCUCAACCCAACCCUCAGUUACAUGAAACUCCUACAGUGUCUGAUCACAGUAUCAGUCCCAAGCAAUGUUCGUUGGAUACUGAUGCACGUGAUCAGGAUUUAGCUGGGCCAAAGGAUAGUUCCACAAAGGAAGAAAAGAGUAAUGUGGCUUCAUUAGAGUGGCAACGAAUACAACAGUUGAUGCAGAAUAGUAUACCUAUUUGCAAGGGCCAUAAGGAACCUUGUAUAGCUCGGGUGGUGAAAAAACAAGGACCAAAUUUUGGCCGCAGAUUCUAUGUUUGUGCUCGCGCUGAGGGCCCUGCGUCUAAUCCUGAGGCAAACUGCGGUUACUUUGGAUGGGCUUCUUCAAAGUCUAGGAAUAAAUAAUGGAAGAGAAUGGAUGAUUCAUAAAUCCGCCUUCAUCCAACUUUCUUUCAUAACGACUAUGUGGAGCUGAAAUACCAGUUUUGCAUGAUUAUGAUCAUUUCUAAGUUCCUUCAAGGAUGUGUUAGCAUUAUUUUAAAUAUAAAAUAAAUAUUAUAGCAUUUUCAGUUCCUAUUUUUAAGGAACAUAAAGUGGUCCAUUAAGCCAUUAUUUUUAUGCUUUUAACUGCAUAGAGGUUAUAGAGCAGUUAUUAAUUUUUAAACGUAAAGCCCAUUUAUUUUGAAACCUGUGAUGGCCAGACUUUAUAUAAGGGAAUGGGUUACUCUCAGUUUUGAUCACUAAGCCUACUCCUCUAUUCAGAAAAACACACCAUCGAGUUUGAGUGAGUCAAGGUUUAGAAAACAAAGCUGUCUUGUGUUUAGAUUUACAAAAUUGCAAUGGCAGGAGGUACGCACAUUAUUCUUUCAUUUUUUCUUCCGCUGUUUUUGAUCUGAAUGUGUUACUGUGAUGUUAAUAUAACAUGUUUAGGUCAAUUUCAUACUCUGC
Vigna umbellata (rice bean) is the source of this 2550-nucleotide messenger RNA. Its product is annotated as endonuclease/exonuclease/phosphatase family protein. Lineage: Eukaryota; Viridiplantae; Streptophyta; Magnoliopsida; Fabales; Fabaceae. Gene Ontology annotation, cellular component: nucleus. Gene Ontology annotation, molecular function: double-stranded DNA 3'-5' DNA exonuclease activity; zinc ion binding; DNA binding. The record is from RefSeq and is a predicted model, not a curated record. Gene Ontology annotation, biological process: base-excision repair.